AGACGUGCCAAACAGCAGCGGUGGGUGGAAACCCGAGCAGGGGAGGCGUCUCCCUGCCACAGGAUGUUUUCUUUCUUAAUAAGCGUGAGGCUCGGCGAGUGGAGGUGACAUGCAGAGCGAGCUUUGGCUUGGGUUCACACUCGGGGUCAUGAGGCUCUGCUGGCUGCUGCUGGUCGUCCUGGGCUGCAGGCCGUCUCGCGCCGCUCCGUCUCCCAGCAUCGGGGCCCUCCAAGAUGUGCAGACGGCCUCGCAGGCGGGCUGCAGCGGCACGGCGCUCAUCCUGUGUCCCAGCGUGACCGGGAAGACCCUGAGGUUCAACCUGCUCCGGGGCGACGAGAGGAUCUGUAACUGCACCUGCCAGGUUCAGCCCGGCGAGCAGGACUGCUCGGCCCAGUGCAGCCCCGACGUCAAGCCGCACAAGAGCAGGGAGGGCCGGUUCGCCGGCUUCAACGUCACCGUGUCCAAAACCCCGGUGAGGUACAGCUGCGAGGCCGCCGUCAUUUCACCCCCUCCCCUCAAGAAGAGCCUGAGCGACGCCGUGGUGCCGCUGCUGGUGGAAGGACAUCAAUGCGGAAGCAACCAGGACGGAUCUACAGGAGACGGACAAGAGAGGAGAAGCGGGACGUGGCUGUGGAUCUGGAUCCUGGUGGUGGUGUCCCUGAGCGUCUACGGCCUGGCCGUCACCGUGCUGGCGUCCGUCUGCUGGACCAAGCUGAGGAGGACGGAGUUACAGAACGACUACAUGAACGCCAAACCGCGAGUCCAGCGAGCCCCCAAGAAGAAGAGAGGAAUCCAGAACCCCAUCCCCAGAUACUUCUGAGCGCAGCAGCCACAGUAGCAGUUUUCCCUCCACAGGCCUGUUUUUGUGUAAACCAAAUGGAUGUAAAAAAAAUAAAAAUCUA
Salarias fasciatus (jewelled blenny) is the source of this 902-nucleotide messenger RNA. RefSeq lists its product as uncharacterized. The record is from RefSeq and is a predicted model, not a curated record. Gene Ontology annotation, cellular component: external side of plasma membrane. NCBI's taxonomy places the organism in Eukaryota, Metazoa, Chordata, Actinopteri, Blenniiformes, Blenniidae. Gene Ontology annotation, biological process: regulation of T cell proliferation; T cell receptor signaling pathway. The transcript has 4 exons. The coding region runs from base 110 to 820 and encodes 236 amino acids.